GCGGCGCCGCCGCCAUUUUGUCGCGGGCGGCUGAGGGAGAAGCGGCGGCGGCGGCGGGAGCGGGCGGAGCUCAACGCCAGCCCCGGCCCCGCGCCGGCCCCACACCGGCCCCGCCAACACCCGCCCGCCCGCCGGAGCCACCGGAGACCUGGCGACCGUCUGUUUCGAUUCUCUGAAGAUGGCUGCACAGUCAGCACCGAAGGUCGUGCUAAAGAGCACCACCAAGAUGUCUCUGAACGAGCGCUUCACUAACAUGCUGAAGAACAAACAGCCGAUGCCGGUGAAUAUUCGGGCCACCAUGCAGCAGCAGCAGCUGGCCAGCGCCAGAAACAGACGCCUGGCCCAGCAGAUGGAGAACAGACCGUCUGUCCAGGCUGCUCUGAAGCUCAAACAGAAGAGCUUGAAGCAGCGCCUCGGGAAGAGCAACAUCCAGGCCCGGCUGGGCCGGCCGGCGGGAGCGCUGGCCCGGGGGGCUCUGGGGGGCCGGGGUCUGGCCUUGGGUCAGCGCGGGAUCCCACGGGGGGCCCUGCGGGGCCGCGGCGCCCGGGCCAUGAUCCGAGGGGGGGCCGCGCUGCGAGGUGGGUGCCACACACACACAGAGAACCCUGGUGUUCCUCCCCUUUUGGCUGCUCCUCAGCCUGAAAUCCUGGAGUUUAUUUUGGCUUUCCCCCCGGCAGGGCAGGGGCUGCUCCGCGGCGGGAGGGGCAUCGCCCCCCGGAUGGGGCUGCGGAGAGGAGGGAUCCGCGGCCGCGGAGGGCCGGGAAGAGGCGGCCUGGGCCGAGGGGCCAUGGGCAGAGGGGGACUCGGGGGCAGAGGUCGCGGCAUGUCCGGCCGGGGCCGGGGCGGCUUCGGGGGCCGCGGGAGAGGCCGAGGCCGGGGCAGAGGCUCCGCACGGCCCGCCCUGACCAAGGAGCAGCUGGACAACCAGCUGGAUGCCUACAUGUCCAAGACCAAGGGACACCUGGACGCCGAGCUGGACGCCUACAUGGCACAGACGGAUCCCGAGGCCGCCGACUGAGGGGGCCGGCACUGCCCUUUCUCCCUUUUCCCCCAUGGAGAAUUCAGACUUAGUGUGUUCUUCGAUGUUUUGAUACUCUCUCUCUCUGUUGUAUUAAACUUUUUUUGGGAUUGUU
Molecule: messenger RNA, 1133 nt
Organism: Myiozetetes cayanensis
Lineage: Eukaryota; Metazoa; Chordata; Aves; Passeriformes; Tyrannidae
Gene: CHTOP
Product: chromatin target of PRMT1
Exons: 5
Coding region: 179-1018 (279 amino acids)
Source: RefSeq, a predicted model, not a curated record